This is a messenger RNA of Plasmopara halstedii, 2433 nucleotides long. Its product is annotated as muts protein homolog 5. The transcript has 26 exons. Gene Ontology annotation, molecular function: ATP-dependent DNA damage sensor activity; mismatched DNA binding; ATP binding. Gene Ontology annotation, cellular component: nucleus. The record is from RefSeq and is a predicted model, not a curated record. Bases 1 to 2433 code for a protein of 810 amino acids. NCBI's taxonomy places the organism in Eukaryota, Oomycota, Peronosporomycetes, Peronosporales, Peronosporaceae. Gene Ontology annotation, biological process: mismatch repair; chiasma assembly.
AUGUCAGGACCUCAUACCCAGGGACAAGUUGAGCUCAACGACGAGGAGCUAGUUUUUAUGUCAAUUCUUUACGACCGAGGCGAGCUAGGAGUCGCAAUUUUUGACGCGCUAUCAGCAAGUCUCAAAAACUUGCAGCCUCAGAUAGCAGAUAUGGAGGAGCUUGAGGAAAUCAUUGAGCGCUUGCAUACACAAUUUCGAGUAAAUCAUGUGCUUGUGUCAUCGCGAAAUGCAAGCACCAAUGGAAUGCUUCGAAUCGUAAAAAAGCUUGAUGACACGCACCAAACGAAAACAGGAAUUAGCAUACGCAAGCACUCAGACUUCAACUACCUCAAAGCUUGCCAAACAAUUGAGCAUGUCCAAAUCGGUGCAGCUUCCGAUGACUUUAAUAAGCCUCAUAUUCGAUCAAUGCGAAGAGAAGCUUCCACUUUUCUCGGCAGCUUCUUUGACUUUGAGAGCACUCAACUUAUCCGAGCAACAGGCGCCUUAUUGAUAUAUUUGCUUACAGAAAAGAUCGGGAAUCAGCUUGAUGAUGUGGAAUCUCUGUACCUUUCAACUGUGGAGCACAUUGCACUUGACGGCUUCAUGUUUAUUGACAAGUCUACAUUUCAAUCUCUACAGAUAUUUAACCAUGAGGCACACCCAUCACUCAUCAAGGGAGCUGGUCGAGCUAAAGAAGGCUUCAGUCUUUUUGGUCUUCUCAAUCGGACCGUGACAAAAUCGGGAGCCUUCAUGUUGCACCGCUGGAUGCUGACUCCACUUGUCACAAGGGGUCGAAUUGAAGAGCGCCAAAGCUCUGUUGCGUUUUUCACGGAUGUUGAGAAUGACGAAAUUCGGCAGCUUUUGCUUGGAAAGUUGAAGCGUUUUCGAGACGUGGCUGGCAUUUUCCAGCGCAUUAAAAGACGCUGUGCUUCAGUUGGUGAUUGGUGUCGAUUUGCCACAUCUAUCGGAAGCUUUCUGGAAGCUCGAUCACUGAUCGGAAGUCUUCGAGGAGAUACUGCUUCGUCAUUACCUUCUGUGUUUUCUAAGGUAUCGGGGGAGCAAGGUGCUAGCCACAUCAACAACCUUCUCGUAAACGUGAUAGAUUUUGAAGAGAGCCAACAAGAGACUACAGUGGUCAUCCGAAGUGGUGUAUCUGAAGCUUUGGAUGCAGCACGAGAGCGCUACGAAGAUCUCGAUAAUGUGCUGACGGAAGUCGCUUUUCAAGUAAAAGAGGCUAAUCCGAUUCUGUCAUCGAUUACUGUCCAAUAUAUUCCUCAAGUUGGGUAUGUCAUCUGCUGUGACUCGCCCACAACAUUACCGGAGUUUGUUUUUCAAUUUCAAGAGGACGAUACAACGUUUUAUUACAAGGAUGCCUGUUGUCGUGAUCUUGAUGAAUCGAUAGGAGACAUUUUUGAGCUGCUUGAAGAAUUAACGAUGGCAAUACUGGAGUAUGAAUGCAGUGUUCAUGAAAUUACAUGGAUGAUGUCAUAUCUUGAUUGCUUGAUUUCACUAUCGUCCUGCGCGAAAAGUUUUAACUUCACUCGACCAAAUAUUUGUGAGGGUCACACAUUGAAGGCAACCCAAGUUCGCCACCCACUCCAAGAGUUACUUGUCGAGCACUUUAUCCCCAACGAUAUUUUUUUGGAUUCAAAUGACUCUCUAAAAAUUGUAACAGGCCACAACGGAUCUGGAAAAUCUGUGUACCUAAAAAUGGUUGGCCUUUUGCAGUACAUGGCACAAAUUGGGUCGUUCGUUCCGGCAGAAAAAGUCACAAAAAUCUUUACAAGGAUCCAAAGCGUGGAGUCUGCUACAGUAUCUCAUAGCUCCUUCACGAUCGACUGCAAUCAGAUGGCAUGGAUGCUGAAUCACGGGGAUGAUCGCUCGCUAUUCUUGAUCGACGAAUUCGGAAAAGGAACGGCUGAACUCGAUGGAAUAGCUUUGUUGAGCUCAACUAUCAAUUACCUUGCAAAAAAGCGGUUUGCAAACGGGAGACCGCGUGUUGUACUUACGACACAUUUUCUGGAGAUAUUUCGAUAUAAUCUUCUCGAGCCAAAGCUUAUAGUCGAUUCACAAGCUAAAGAAGAGCAAUGCGAAGGCUUGCUUGACACAGCUCGUAUAAUUUGUACUGUCAUGGCGUCGACAGAUGCUUUAAAUACGUCUCCUGCAACAUCAAGUGCUGAUCCGCUGUACGAGCUGCGUCACGGUAUAUCGAGUCACAGCAAUGCCCUAGGCUGCGCAUCAAAGUGCGGAAUUCCACAGGAGGUGAUAAAGCGAGCCCAAGAAGUAAUGGAUUACACCAAGCGCAAGGUGCCAAUACCACCUCGACAAAUGUUUGCAGGGCCAUCACCAGAGGAGCAGCUCAUCGCAUUUUUUUCGUCGAUUGAUGACUGGCAAGCUGCAGGAGACGAUGUCAUUUCCAAAUUUUUAACGAUGGCACGCGUAGGCACCCAGUGA